AUGAAUUUCAAUACUUUUAACGUCAGUGUUCCCAGAUGCUUCUGGAUCACCGACUGUAACAAAUGCAACAAAAUUUUUGAUGACGGAGUAAAACUGGGAGACCAUAUAGAGAUCUAUUAUCAAGAACAAUAUCAAAGAGAUUGCUCUUGGAAAGGCUGUGAGAAAAUUUUCAAGACAAAGCUUGAGCUGAAAGUUCAUAUAUGUUCGGCUCAUGUCAAUGAGAUGCCAUUUGACUGCGAAAUUUGCAAGUGUCGUUUCGAGUCACCUGAUGAUCUCAAAGUGCAUUUGAUAACUCACGAAGGGGAAAUUUUCAAGUGCACUGUACCGGGAUGUAAAAAAAAGUGCAAAACGUUAUUGGAGAGUCGGCAACAUAUGCCUGUUCACCAAGUUGAAGAUGAUUUCGUUUGCGUGAUGAGUGAAAUACGUUUCAACAUUCAGCAAUUUUGCCAGUUUUGCUCCAUUGGUACCAGAGCCCUUCAAAUGAUAUCAUAA
Molecule: messenger RNA, 492 nt
Organism: Caenorhabditis remanei
Lineage: Eukaryota; Metazoa; Nematoda; Chromadorea; Rhabditida; Rhabditidae
Exons: 4
Coding region: 1-492 (163 amino acids)
Biological process (GO): regulation of transcription by RNA polymerase II
Cellular component (GO): nucleus
Molecular function (GO): transcription coregulator activity
Source: RefSeq, a predicted model, not a curated record